AUGAAACGCAGCCUGGCAUGUCGGACACCUCUCACUGUCACUGUUCAUGUGAGAUCGAGUGCCUGCACAUCACAUCAGCAGGCAAAGCUGCUUAAACUAAAGCACCCUGCUUUUAAAGACCAUGAAGAAAACAGUGAAAAAAGUGUUAUUGAGCAUAUGAAUGAGUGUCCAAACAGAUCACAUCUGAUUAUUCAGCGUCAGGAAAUGGCAACUUUCUUUAGAUUAUUUGACGAUGAUCUAAUCCAAGACUUCCUUUGGAUGGACUCUUGCUGUAAUGUUGCAGACAAGUAUCUCUUGGCAAUGACUUUCGUUUACAUCAAGAGGGCUAACUACACCCUACAUGAAUAUACCAGAAUGAAUUUCUUUGUCGCUCUGUAUCUGGCAAACACAGUUGAAGAAGACAAUGAAGAAUCAAAGGAUGACAUUCUUCCAUGGGCUUUGGGAAAAAAGUGGAGAAAGCUGUACCCUGAUUUCUUAAAGUUAAGAGAUCAGCUAUGGAGGAGAAUUGACUACAGGGCUAUUGUAAGCAGACGCUGCUGUGAAGAGGUGAUGGCUAUUGCUCCAGAACAUUAUAUAUGGCAGCGAGAACGCCCCACGAACCACACUGGAGCGCUGAGGAGUUAUAAGGCACAGCAGUGCCUGCUGUGUGGCAAGAAAGUGGGAUUAUCAUCUUCCUCCUCAUCUACUAGUGCUUCAGAGAUGAUGGCAAUUGAUUCAUCCCAGAAUUCCAAAGACAACUUUACAUCUUAAAAAACGCUCAUUGACUCUCCUUCUUAUUAUGACCAAGACUGUCUUUCCAGCAAAAGGUGACCAUGUGGCACCUUGAACCAAGAUAAAUCCAUGGGUUGGUUUACAAACAAUGAAGUAUGA
Acanthisitta chloris (rifleman) is the source of this 870-nucleotide messenger RNA. It is a transcript of the gene SPDYA, whose product is annotated as speedy/RINGO cell cycle regulator family member A. Lineage: Eukaryota; Metazoa; Chordata; Aves; Passeriformes; Acanthisittidae. Gene Ontology annotation, molecular function: protein kinase binding. The transcript has 6 exons. The record is from RefSeq and is a predicted model, not a curated record. Gene Ontology annotation, biological process: positive regulation of cyclin-dependent protein serine/threonine kinase activity.